Messenger RNA from Tilletiaria anomala UBC 951, 1870 nucleotides. RefSeq lists its product as uncharacterized. The coding region runs from base 56 to 1612 and encodes 518 amino acids. The record is from RefSeq and is a predicted model, not a curated record. The transcript is spliced from 3 exons. NCBI's taxonomy places the organism in Eukaryota, Fungi, Basidiomycota, Exobasidiomycetes, Georgefischeriales, Tilletiariaceae.
AGAAAGACGGCAGCACGCACGCUCCUUCGCUGUGCGCUUCUCCAGUGCUCAAGCUAUGCCCCGCCUGUGGUACAUUGCCUUCCAGCGCGGCCCUCCACGAUACAGCCAUGCUGGCAGCAGCAUCAGCGUCUCUCCCAACAUCACGACUGAUCUUCGUGAAUAUCAGUACGCCCCUGCCGAAGAUGAAGCACUGCAGCUUGUCUACGUGUGGGUCCUGAGGCUGCCUCAAGAAGUUCAGGCUGGCCAUGCCUGUGGGCGGUGGAGCAAGGUAGCUGAGGCGGGCACUUCGACGUGGGGCUCGCCACAGAGUGCAUUUGUAAAUAUUCAGCUUCGGACGCCUUCAGCUGCAGACUUGGAAGCAGCUCUUGGGGCUUUACAUACCAAAGUUUCACCCAAAGGCAAAGGAAAAGAUCGCUUAGUCGAACUUCACUUGGCUAUAUAUGCCGCUGGGUUGCCAUCAGCACGAACACACGGAGGAGGUGCGCAGUAUGCAGCGAAACGACGCAUGGCUGAAGGCGACCUGCUCAAUGAGAUAGCUUUCGAUUUACCUCGUGCGUUUUUCGCUAGCGCAUCUUCAUCAUCACAAACUGGAGAGGAGAGUGUCUACUUCGUGCCAGUACUGUCAACGCCCAUCGAGUUUUCCAUAACUCCCUUGUCGAGUGGCGACAAGAGCGAGCGUACGCACGACACCAUGCGCCUCUUGCGAUCCAGGGAGCACGGCUGGCUGGUGUCUGUCAAGGAAACAGCUGGAUACGAGCUAGACAAGCACCUGUGGGACGCAUCGCAUCUCCUUGGUUCGUACUUGUCGUCUUCGCUUUUCUUCUCUUCCGCCUCCAGCCCUUCCCAAUCCCACCGUCCUGGAUGGAUAACUCGUCUAUUGCAAAUCAUAGCAGAUGAGUCGGCUUCAGUACUUGAGGAUGGCUACGCCUCGCAAGCGAAUACAGCCGCACUGGCCGGAGAUACACACCCCUUCGUCGUUCUCGAGCUCGGCUCAGGCACGGGGUGCACUGGCAUCUCCCUCGUUGCCAUCCUUGAUGCGCUUGUUCGGACCGGAAGGCUGCCGAGUGAAAGGAGGGCAGAGAUUAUCCUGACAGAUCUAGAAUCAGCGAGUGAGCUCCUUAAAGAUAACAUCGAUUUCAAUCAAUCCCAAACUUCAGCAGCAAGCAAUUCCACUCAACUUCGCUCCGCGGUGCUAGACUGGACACAAGUCUCCGCAUCGCAGACCAAACUGCGGAACUGGAAAGUAGAGCAUCUAGGCGAAGCAGACCGACAGCCGGAUCUCAUCCUCGUCUCCGACUGCACUUACAACCAAGACUACUUCGACGAUCUUUGUGACGUUUUGCGCACCUUUCUUGCGCCGAGGCGCAGUCCUGCUGUACUAGCGCUCCCUUCAAAUGACGAAAGCAAGCACUCGGCAAAACUUGCACCUCCCUCCACCUGUCUUCUCUCCAAGAAGCAUCGCCACCCCGACGAAGAGUCGCUGUGGCCGAAGCUGCGCGCUCGUGGACUGCGCUGGGAGCUCUUGGCGGGCGAAAACGCUUCAUUCGAGAUUCAAAGCAGUGGCGAGCAUAGUCACAUGGGGCUGUACGAGAUCACACUCCAUCCUGCCUGAGCAUCAAUUCUGAAUGCCAACACGUGUUCUCUAUGGACAGUGAAUUUGUCUUGGAAUGUCUAAUAUACAUAUGCUGUUGCUUUCUUCGACUGUGACUGCAAGUACGCCUCCCGUCUAUUUCCGUGCUGCUACAGAUCAAAGCGUCUCUUCGUCCUGCGUGAGGUCAAUCAAUGAUCCAGCUCGUACUCUUGCCACUCCUUGUUUCCCAACCACAUUCAAUAUCGUCAUUCCCAUGUCUGCAUCCUGACCUCCAUUUCC